Messenger RNA from Pseudocercospora fijiensis CIRAD86, 761 nucleotides. RefSeq lists its product as uncharacterized. The record is from RefSeq and is a predicted model, not a curated record. The annotation marks the transcript as partial. The transcript has a single exon. Lineage: Eukaryota; Fungi; Ascomycota; Dothideomycetes; Mycosphaerellales; Mycosphaerellaceae.
AUUUUACGUGCGGGCUCGUCGCUGUGUGAUGUAGUUUCGACGCCAUCUUUCUCCGAACUGUGGUCCGCGGAAUCGGUUGCACUUUUUCGGCUGGAGGUCGAUUUCGAGCUCGAGACGAGACCGGGCCGACCAGUACAGAGUCCCAGGACGAGACAGUCUGACUCCGUGGUCAUCUUAUAUCGAUGUUAAAUAUGGCAAAUCUGAAAUUUGUUCGGGUUUCUGCUUGAGAUUGUGGUUGGUGAUAUUCUCGCUGAUGUCUGGUGCAGAGAGAAGGUGGAGAAGUUAUUCCGUAUUGACAGUCGCCAAAAUAUACUGUAGCGAGUGAAUGUGAGGACAUUUUAGCACAAGCUAGGAAGCUUGGUAGCAAGUGAGUUUGAAGCUUCUUCACAUGCUUAAAGUGGUCAGCUUAAUGGAAAGCUUCUUCACCUGCUUAAAGUGGUCAGCAUAAUGGCAAGCUGCUUCGCAUGCUUACAGUGUUCAGCAUCAUGACAAGCUUCUUAGAGCUCAGCCGAAGGCAUAGUAUUGUGAGCAUAUAUCCAUAGCCGACCGCAAGGUCUGUAAAUCAGACUUCCUCAGAAGUAAUGGCAGAACAUGACUGUUCGUGUGCAAAGCGUCUGCCAAGCGGAAGGAGAACUGGCGCAUUCGCAGCACAGAUGGCAUUGAACUCGAAGAAGUCGAACUGCAGACUGUCAGCAGGAUCUGCUGUCGAUACUGGACUCGGACUUGAGUCGUUCGUCUGCGUGUUAUAUCAGUAGUUAUCG